CCCCCCCAGCAGCGGCCGGCUUGGUGAGCCAUGUCCAAGAAACAAGUGGUUAAAACCAGGACUAAUAGGAAACUGGACUUGGAGCGGAAACGGGACGAGAAGGCGGCGAGGCGAGCCCUGGCGAAGGAGAGGAAGAACAGGAGCCAGGCUGGGACGGAGGAUGAGGAGUUUGUCAGCUUUGCCAACCAGCUGUUAGCCAUGGGACUCAAGCUCCGGGAGGUGCCCGGUGACGGGAAUUGUUUAUUUCGUGCUCUUGGCGAUCAGUUGGAAGGUCACUCCCGGAACCACCUAAAACACCGAAGAGAAACGGUAGACUUCAUGAUAAAGCACCGGCAGGAUUUUGAACCAUUUGUGGAAGACGAUGUCCCUUUUGAUCGUUAUGUUACAAACCUGGAAAAGCCAGGCACGUUUGUUGGCAAUGACGUAAUAGUAGCCUUUGCAAGGAACAAUCAAGUCAAUAUAGUGAUCCACCAGCUUAACGCCCCACUUUGGCAGGUUUUUGGAACCAGGAAGAGUAAUGCUGCUGAGUUGCAUAUUGCCUACAGAUAUGGAGAGCACUAUGACAGUGUGCGUAAGGUCAACGAUAAUUCAGAAGCACCUGCAAACCUAAGGACUGAGAUGCUCAUUAAAGAUGAUUCAAAGAAGAAAGAUCGAAACAAAAUGUGUCACUAUCAAGUGGAGGAUAUACGGGAUUUUGAAAAUGAAGUGACCGAGAUAGAUCUGGAUGAUGCAGUUCAAAAAGUACGCAAUGCAACAGGGUGCAUGGACACGGAUAUGAUUGUUCAAAAUCUAGAGCUUGAAAACCACAACAUCGAAUCUGCAAUAGUUGCCAUUUUGCAGAUGGAUGAACUGAAGAAUAGCAAUAGUAUUGAAGAGUCCAACAAAAACAGUCCUAAUUGCAGCCCUCAGCACACGUCUUCUCUGUGGAUGGAGAAUGGAACUGGUAACAGGAUUUUUGGAAAUCAAGAUGUAAACCCUGAAGAAAUUGAAAAUAAUAGGACACUGAACAAAAAGGAAGAAAAUAAGAGGACCAAAAAUAAGGUUUCAAGUAAACAACGAAAAGAACAAUUAAGGAUAGAAAGGAAGAAACGCCAGGAAGAGAGACAUCGACAAAAGUUUCUGGAGAGCAGGAGCAAUAAUGUGGAAGAGGUCACAACUGAUGGGAACUUGCAGCCACCAGUUACUUUAGUCAAAACAUUUGCUACGUUAAAUAUUUGACUUGAGGUCCCUCUACAACUAGAGAUUGCCUAGUAUCGUAAAUCUCAUAAAUGGGGGAUAAUCUGGGGGAAGAAGGAGGGGAUUUUGGAUUUUUCUUUCUGAUGCUGCUUUAGAUUAACAAUGUUUGACUUCACACCUUUUUUGGAGAACUUGUUUUUCUUUGUAAAUGUGUGUAAACAAACUGGAAGAAAAUUUCUAAAAGGUGAACACAUUGAAUUAUUUACACUUUAUAAAUGCAAUAAAGAUUUAAGAAUAGUAACAAGUGAGAAUUAAAAUAGGUAAAUUGAAAGGGUUGAAUAAAUUUUAGUAGUAAAUGGAUUUAAAGGUGGGAAUGCCCUUUAAUUCUAAACAUAUGGUUUAGAGAACUGACUAUCACAUUUUAAGUAUCAUGCCCUCCUUGCACCUACAUUAAUGCUCAGUCAUCGAGAUGAAAAUUGAGACCUCUUUACAACAAGUAUUUGCAGAUCUCCCAGAAGAGACUAUUAUAGAGUGGGUUUGCACAGGAGCAUUUCUGAAUGGAGCAUUAGUAUAGCAGUCACUUGCUGACAUCAUUUAGGAGGGUCUUGAGUUGAAGAGCUAAGUUGAUUUUUAUUUUAUAAUUUAAAAACAUUUUCAGGACAAACAUUUUUUUAUUUGGGGUUUAAAAAGAAUGCUGCUAACCACCAAAUACAAAGGAUGCUUUCCCCCACAGACUCUUCCAAGGAUGUGAAUAGGCUUGACAGCUGUUCAAACCAUAUGAAGUUCACGGAAGAACUGGAGUUUCUAACCAGCACCAGAAAUUCCUGUAACUUAUUUAUCAAAGCCUUUUUGUUUGAACACUCCUGGAGGUGAUUUAAGUUUUAAAAAAGAAACAUCGAAUUUCUACCUCCUAAUAUUUUUUUUAUGGCAGUAAAGAACAAUCUGAUUCAGGGAAGUCAUUGGGGACAGUCAAGUGUUUGAAACGGUAACCCCCGUGGACGUCCAUGUUAAAGAGCUGGCUAUUGUAUAAUUGUUCAUUUUUUCCCCCUCUCUAUUUCUGUUUGUAUAUACAAUGUUAAUAAAUCAUUUGAGAAACU
This is a messenger RNA of Pristis pectinata (smalltooth sawfish), 2273 nucleotides long. It is a transcript of the gene otud3, whose product is annotated as OTU deubiquitinase 3. The record is from RefSeq and is a predicted model, not a curated record. Gene Ontology annotation, molecular function: cysteine-type deubiquitinase activity. The coding region runs from base 31 to 1218 and encodes 395 amino acids. The transcript has 8 exons. NCBI's taxonomy places the organism in Eukaryota, Metazoa, Chordata, Chondrichthyes, Rhinopristiformes, Pristidae. Gene Ontology annotation, biological process: protein deubiquitination.